CGUAACUUCUGGUAUAGUAUUUCAAUUAAUUCCUAAAAAUAAAUAGGGAAUAACGAAAGUAGUUGGAUCAAAUUAUUUUGGCAACAAAACCAAAAUCCACCAUUUUGACUUUGUUGGGAGAGAAUUUUGAAAUGGCGGCAACGUCAGAAGCUAUGAAUCAAUUCGAUGAAUCGAUGAAGAAACAAAUAGCAGUAAUUUUGAAGGUUGUGCUUCUGAAUAAAUCGCUAAAAGAGGAUAAUAUUCCAUGCGAAAUUGACGAGGGUCUCUUUUUGGGUUCGAUUGGUUCUGCGGGGAACAAGGUUGGUUUGAAGAAUGUUAAUGUUACACAUAUUUUGACUGUGGCUGGGAAAAUUGCACCUGCACAUCCUGGAGAUUUUGUCUAUAAGGUUAUAGAUGUUGCUGACAAAGAGGAUACCAACUUAACACAAUACUUCAACGACUGUUUUGAAUUUAUUGACGAAGCCAAAAAAAACGGUGGAUAUGUUCUGGUUCACUGUUAUGCUGGAAGAUCAAGGAGUGUGACCAUCAUUGUGGCAUAUCUGAUGAAGUAUCGUGGAAUGAGCUUAUCUGAAGCUCUACAACAUGUAAAGAACAAAAGACCAAAAGCAGCUCCUAACCGUGGUUUCAUUCGUCAGCUGGAAGACUUUGAGAAAUCUCUUCAAGGUGAAAACUGCAUUAAUAUUGAAUACCAUUAAGUAUCAAACAUAUAUAUUUUUAAACUGAUACACCUCUAUAGCCAUAGCCAACAAAAUACAUUUACGAUUUACAUUUAACAUGUGAAAAAGCUUGUAAAAAAUCCGGAAGUCACUUUGCUUAAAAGCAUUUACGACGAUGCUUAUUGCUUAAUCUAAGAAAAUUUGACUUGUAAUUAA
Molecule: messenger RNA, 872 nt
Organism: Lathyrus oleraceus (garden pea)
Lineage: Eukaryota; Viridiplantae; Streptophyta; Magnoliopsida; Fabales; Fabaceae
Product: dual specificity protein phosphatase 1
Exons: 5
Coding region: 132-695 (187 amino acids)
Biological process (GO): negative regulation of MAPK cascade; peptidyl-tyrosine dephosphorylation
Cellular component (GO): cytoplasm
Molecular function (GO): MAP kinase tyrosine/serine/threonine phosphatase activity; protein tyrosine/threonine phosphatase activity; MAP kinase tyrosine phosphatase activity
Source: RefSeq, a predicted model, not a curated record